AUGCAAAACACGAGUAUAAACGACCUCUAUGGGGUUUGUCAAGAGUAUCGACGGUGUGCACAAGAAAUAGCACCGUUGAUAUCUACACAACAGGAUUUGGAAGCGUAUUACACGUUGAUUUGGAGUGCUAUACGCGUGUAUCAACGGUUAAAAGAAGAACACCAGUUAAGUACCGAACAAGACGUCAAAAUCACAUUGGAACUAUCUCAACUGUUGGUAGAUGAGACUAAUGAACUGGAUCUAGCGGAGGGGUACCUUUUUGGAGCGAAAGAAAGGCUUCAACAAACGACUUCAUUGCAAGAGAAAAUGGCUAUCGAGUACGCGCUUGCAGAACUGGCUCAAAAACGAGGUACUUCCUCACAUUUGGGCGAUGCAGUCCGAAAUUUGGAAAGUCUUAUUAACGAUUUACAGAAAACUGAGUCUCCGUGGGCUUUGGUGUUCAAAUACAAGCAAAUUGAUAUGUUGGCCAAAACGGCAAAACCGCAGCGGAUCGCGUUAUUGUACAACGAUUUGAUCAAACAAUCUGAACAGUUUAAAGAUUUCUACAUUCUUGUGCUCUCGAAUUCCCUCUGUCAUCAUCUCUCAAAUAAUCUGAGAAUUGACGAAAGCCUCGUUAGAUCCUUCGACGCUGUAAACGACAGGGCUUGUCCAGCAUCUCUCAGCUUAUGGAAAAAGCUUAUCGAACUACUUCUACUCAUUAACAGAGAUGAUAAUAUUGCCAACAAGCUUAUGGAAUUCAAGAAACUGAUCGCGCGUCACAAGUCUAAUUUGAAAAGCACCUACAAUGUUUACCUGACAGACGAAAUCUCGGUUCAAGUGCAUUCUCAAGCGACAAAUUAUCAAGACUUUAAAAACGUGAUCCUGCUGUUUCAGAGCGUAAGCUAUAUUACCAACUGCUACGAUAAAAAGGCCAAUUUCUCUUCCAAGUUUUUACCAAAAGUUCGUGAAGUUGCAGAAGAGCGUCUAUCCUCGAGUUUGCAAGGUGGACUACCGGCCAUUGAAGCUCAAAGGAGCUUCUACGCUAAACUCGUUGAAAUUUCUAAUUUGUACAUCUGCAUCGAAGCGUUAUUACUCGGCGAAACUGUCCCAGAACUACCGGUGCCUGAGCAAUAUCGAGAUCUCUUGCUUGCUUGUAAGCACCAACGGAACUUUGAGUCCAACGAAGCGAUGCAUCUGAUUUCCAAAAACUUAGAAAAGCCACUCGGACCCUCUGUGGAGGUCCGCAUGAUAAUGCUUUGCAACGCGUUUGGAAUGCAUUUAGCCAAGAUGAAUAAAACCGAGGACUCUCUCUCUAUUACUGACUAUGAUGCGACAAAUUCGAUAUGGCAAAAUAUAGAAACGCUUGCCAAAGAUUACGAUUUUGCUGACAAUCACGUUUGGCAAUGUACAUUAGCUUUGUUGUGGGUGAUUGCUCGCUUCCAACCCUUUUCGAACGGUCAUCUCGCGAGCAACAAAGAGGAAGAUUAUCUUGAGAAGGUUAAAUGGUAUUUUUCGAGUAAUAAAAUGGGUGGGGUGAGUGAAACUGGGGAACGAGACUCAGCUUCAGACAAGGGAGGUCGAGAAACAGCGCCGACAUUGAAAAAAUCCGCUUUACUCAGAGUGCUAUUAAACUACGUUGCCGGUUCAAUGUUAGUUCACGAUAUUGAAACUAAAUGCACAAUGUCCAAUGCAUGUUUCCAUCUUUGCGGGCAACAAGACAUGCCUCUCAUGAGUUAUUUGAUCGGAAUUUGGCAUUUGCUAAACUGCGGCAUUGCCAUGCGCAGGAAAGAAGUGGUAAAUACCCGCCAAUCAUUACUAAAAUUAGUCGACCAUCUAGUAAAGAUCAAAGAAUUUGCAUAA
Molecule: messenger RNA, 1839 nt
Organism: Lachancea mirantina
Lineage: Eukaryota; Fungi; Ascomycota; Saccharomycetes; Saccharomycetales; Saccharomycetaceae
Source: the annotation of a GenBank genome assembly